AUGGUAAAGAGUGCCGCAAGAACAUGUUUUUAAACUGAGGUCUCUCAUCCACACUUUCCUUGGGGCCACAUUCUCCAGGCACGGGUCCAAGAUUUCCAGGGCUGGAUCUACACUGGCCUGCUUAACAUCAUUAGAAAGAUAUUAGAUACAUCACAGGGCGUACCUGUAAAAUAAAGUGUUUGUUACCUCCAUCCAAACGCUGUCUCCCUACUGCUGGUUGCUCUCCAUCACUCUCUGGUGUCACAUUUUAAUAACACAUUAUGAACGUUCCAAGUAGGACGUCAUGUGGCCAUAUGGUUAUCAAAACCAUUCUUUAACGCUUCCUUAACGUUAAAAACCAUGAGUGCAGAUCUGCCCCAGGUCUGUGUCUAAGUGUUUUGUUGUUGUUGUUUUUUGUCCCUUGUCUGAUAUGUUGGUUAAAUAAAUUUUUCCCUUGGGAAAAACUCAGGGACAAAAAAAAAAAAAUCCCCCACUUGGAUCUGGAAAUUCCAGACCUUUUCCUAAAAAUGUUGCACAAAUGGAAGUGUGCAUGAUCCCUAAGGCAGCUUUCAUGUGGAGGCUGGAAUGCAGACUUAUCCAUGGAAGACUUUAAAUUCCCUGGAAUUUAACUCAGCUCCAAGAAUGUGAAGCUGCCCCCUGCAGCAGAAGAUUUCUGCUUUCUUUGUUUUUCUGACAAUUUCUUUUUGCUUUACAGCCUACUGAACCUAGACCCAUUUUCUAAACACCCCAGAGUGGCAGAGAUAUCGGUGUCACAUAUUAACCUGCUCAGAUUUCUGGUGGAAGCUCAGUCAGCAUACUAAAAGCUCCUCGACCCAGGGAGGCAGAAAGUACUCAAAAAUGAAGACAGGCUCACUUAACGCAGCACGCUGAUGUUGAGUGAUGAAGACAGAAUAAAAAUCUGACCAAGACGUCUGCUGCACAUAGAAAAGAUAAAUACUGUUCUACAGAUGGGAGCAUUUUCUGAACUGCAUUCUUCGUGUCUGUGUAAGCAUAUGUAACUGUAAUUUCAAAACGGUCUAGCUUCGGAUAGUUCUAGCUUUCCUUUCUUGCUUCAGCAACCACAAACCAUGAAAGAAAAUGCUAAGCAAGCUAUGUAGAUUACAUCAGGGUCACAAUUUUAUAAUUUAUAUACACAGAGAGAGACAGGGAUCUACAACAAUCUAUCUAUGUCUGACUCUAAUCACUAUUCCCAAUUCUAAAGUGAGAGUGAGGAAUGCUUAUUCCUUCUAUCAGUUUUGGCUGAUACUAUGGCUCUAUGCCUGGGAAGCAGAAUGUGACCUGAGACAGCUGCUUGCUCCCUUCCUUCUUUGUCCCCCUUCCUUUUCCUCUUCCUCUGCCCUCAUUAGCUUUUCCUCCCUUCCCUUCCCCCUCCUCCGACCACUGCUGCUAUUUCGGACCAUCUUUACCCCUCAGUGUCAUGCUCUGAGGAAGGGAGCUCCUGGCAGCAUCCUGACCUUUAAGCUAUUGAGUUCCCCUUGCCCUUGGGAGCUGCCUCGCAAGUGGCUGCAGGAGAGGGACUGUGAGCCCCCACAGAGCGGCUUCUAGCACUGAGGUGAAACUGUGAAGCCCUCUUGUUAUUUUUGCUAUUGGAUGCUUCCCGUUUUUUCUGUAAUCUGGCUAUAUUGAUAGUACGGAAAUCUGUUUCUUUUUUCGUAUGUUAUGUUUGCUGUUGCUUUGCUACGUUAUUGUGAAAUUGUUACUGGGUUGUUGUUUUGCUAUGUUAUGACAUUGUUUCUAUAGCGCUUGUUUGAAAUGCGUUGGGGAAGGGGUAGGAAACUGGAUCUGGUUGGCAAGCCAGAUUUUUAUCUCCCCUAUCACUCAUAGGCCAAUUUGACAGAAUGACAGGGUCGCCCACCUGUAAAUCACUUGACAUCAUAAGGGCAUCACACAAUCAAAGUAUCAUAGAUUGUAGAGUCAGAAGGGACCUUGAGGAUCAUCCAGUCCAAGCCCCUGCAAUGCAGGAAUAUGCAGCUGUCCCAUAUGGGGAUCGAACCUGCAACCAACUGAGCUAUCCACUUGGUCAUUAGGAUUUCAGAGCGGAGCUUGCAAAGAGCUGUAUGUGAUGCACUGAAGCACUGCUGAUCAGUUGAGCCUUGAAGUUGCUGCCUAUUAAAUUAUAGGCAGGGACUUCAAGUCUGAUUUCCGCAGGUAUUGGCUGUACAAUGAAAUGGCCCAUGGGGAACAUAUUUCCGUAGCCAUUCCAACACGCAUCAAGCACAUCAGCUGAUUGGUGGUGACAGCAAGCUUCCCUUGACAAUGCAGUCAGGAGCAUACUUUAAGGCAACUGCAUCUCCACAUUCCCUGCACCUGAUGUCACGUAUGACACCAGGUGUGGGACAGAUGGGCAUGGUUGGGGAAAAGCAAUCCUGCAGGUUACAUUAGGACGUGUGCCAGGCCUACCCAUCACUGCAUUAUGGUGCAACAUAAACUGGUAUUCUGAAAUCACAUCUCACUAUGCAUUCAUUCAAGAUGCCAUUGGUGGUAAUCAAUGUUAGUCACGGUGUAGACCCUUUGAAAUCAUGUAUUGAAGUAACUUCAUUCUUCUCCUCUGAGUUUGACUUGCUUGGAGCUCAUCCAAUGUGAAUAAGCUGUCAAAUCUUACCGGGUGAGUUUUCUGCAGAUUUAUUUAUUAUGUAUAGGAUUUAUGGUCUGUUUCUAUCCCAAAGACACCCGAGGCAACGUAUACCUUGAAAACCCCAAUACAAUUCAUUACACUAUAAAAUCCUUGGAAGUCCAAUAAAAACCAGCAUAAUACUUUACUGAUUCAUCAAUUAUGGAUAGACAGAGUGGUCAGCAAUAUGAAUUUGCAUCAUCAAAUGGUUACAUUAAUAGGGGCAUCUAUUGGGUCCUCUUUUUUUGGUAAGAGAGGAUAGAUAAAUGCAGAUAAUGAAAAGUUUCAGAUAUCUGAGAUGCACAGGAUUUGUUGUCUUCAUUAUUAUAAAAGCCAACAUGUUCAUGUACUGAUUGAAAAUAUAUGAAAGAUACUAUGAACUUCAGGACUUGGUCCCGAUCCCCGCCAUGUCAACCCUGUUUGGCUUGAAUUAACAGAAUUUGAUCAGAACUUAUAGAUAGUGGGUUUUCAUUGGCUAACACUUGAGCUGGACUGAAAAUCCCCCUCCCCCAUUUCACAAUCCCAGUUGUAUUCAACUUUCAUAGGAUGAUGAAUAAUCUGGCAUAUGGGAAGUAUUGGAAGAACAUCUGGAGAAUACAUGAAAUCAAUAUUCAUGAAGAAUUUUUGAGGGGGAGCAAAUUAUAUUAUGAAUAUAAAAGGCCAGGGGACAUUAGAACGGAGAAAAGAAGAGUCUAGGAUACAAAGAAAAGGGGGGACGACAAAGCAUAGAAAUGACAAGGCUAUCAAGGAAUAUUGCCAUUUAAAAUAUUUGUUCUGGUUUUUGUUUUGUUUUUUGUAAUCUGCAAUUGCACCUAAUUAUUAUAAACUAGCUGAAAUCUGGAAGCUGCAUUUGCAUUUUUAUUUUACCUUUUUUAUCUCUCGUUCUGGGUUUCUGCUUCCAUAACUUGACAAGGAGCGUGCUAAGGAUCAUCUUCUACUUUGGUGAUCUCUCAUAGUGGAGUAAGAUUGUCUUCCAUAAACAUGGUUUUAAACAUCAGUCUGUAAGUGACUGUGGAGGCCAAUUCUGGAUCCACACGUCCUUCCAUAGUGGGAACAUAGGUUUCUGGGUGGGAAGUGAUCACGGUGAGGGUUUACAAUAUCUGAGGCGACCCUUCCUGCAUCCCAAAAUGGUUUAAAACUUCUAGGAUGACAGUGGACAGCUUCAAGAAAAAUGCAGAGAGCAAAGCCAACCCCUGUAUAUGGCGUUCAUUGACCUGACUAAGGCCUUUGACACCAUCAAUCGUAAUACCCUGUUCUUCUGAAAACUGGCUGCCCAGUUGCUAAGGGUAAGCCAAUCUUGAACACUUUCUUAGCACAACUGUAUCCAUUGCUGGUCCCCUGGCAACCUGGAACAAAGCAUUAUGACAUCAUCAGGGAGCUUGGCAACAGUUCAUGACGCUUCCUGUUUGACUUUCUGACCGGCUGGCACAAAAUCUCAUAGCCAAGGGAAAAUGAAACAGUAAAGAAAAUGAGAAGGAAGAGAUCCAUUGUGCUAUUGCUGCUGCAGAAGAAAGAUAGCUGUCUGAAUAUAUGAGCAUCUUCCUCUUCAGCUCUUGGAGAAGUGGGAGCGAUAUGCUCUCUGAGCAGUAGUGGAAUGCUUCUUUGUGAAUGUAAUUAAAGAAGAAGGUAGAAUAUCUUAAGAGUCUUAAGGAAAUCCCUGUGUGCUUGAGAAACUUUUAAAUACAUUCCGGAAUGAAAUCUGCAAGAGUCUUCAAAUCCCUGCAUUGAGGUAAUAUGAAAGUUCACCUAAGAGAUUUCCAAACAUAUGUUUGUAUGUGAUCUCAAUGCAGCUUGAGCUCCUUCCGUGACCUAGUUCCACCACCAGCCAGUCACCAUGAAGCAAGAGACUAGAUCAAGAGAAUUGGUAAAAAAAAAAAAAAAGCAAUGUUAUAUAGUAUAUGCUGUUGGGGGGAAAAUCUCAGUAGUCACAUUUAUUUCUGUAGCUCCUCCAUAAUGCACUCUAGGGAAAGAACCCUGCUGCUCUUUGCUGGUUCUCUGUGUGUUUUACUCUUGUGGCAGAGCAUCUGUAAAAGAACAAGCACCAUCUUCCCUUUUAGCAAUGGUUCAUAUAAUCUGUAGCAAGUCGAGCAGAAAGAGGAAAUCUCCAUCAAUGGGUUCUUGAAAAUCUGGAAGUGUUUCCCAAGUAGCGUUGUGUGCUCUCUGGGUUUAAACUGGGGCAACCCAGAGAGAUGGGUGGGGUACAAAUAAUAAAAUAAUAAUAAAAUAAUAAAAUAAUAAUAAAAUUAUUAAACCUCAAUUUUGGAGGGUUUAUACUUUUUCUUUUUGAUAUAUAUUUUUAUUAGUUUUCCGAUAUAAAACUAUACAAAACAAAACAUCCCAUUUAUCACCAACAUCUUUUUUUUUUUACUUCAACAUGUCUGAUAAUUCUCCGUCUUAAUCACUUCUUGCACAUUUCUUAAUUUAAUAUUGCACUACAAUAAUAUCUUAAUUUACCUUAUUUUUUAAACAAUAUUUCUACCAUACAUUCUCACAGAGCUUCCUGAAAGCUUACAAAUGUUAUCUGGUCAUCACAUAUAGUUUUCAUAUAAUCUGUAAAUUUAAUCCAGUCUUCAGUGAAUCUCUGGUCUUGUCGGUUCCGGAUCCUUCCUGUUAAUUUAUCAAAAUCUGCGUAUUCCAUUAAUUUCAUUCUCCAUUCUUCAAUCGUAGGUAAUUCUUCUUGUUUCCAUUUUUGGGCCAUUAGUAUUCUUGCUGCCAUUACUGCAUAUAAAAAUAACUUCCAUUCUUUCUUAUUAAUUUCAUUUCCUAUUAUUCCUAACAGAAAUGCUUCUGGUUUCUUAACAAAUGUAUAUUUCAACAUCUUUUUUAACUCAUUAUAUAUCCUUUCCCAAAAGCAUUUCACUUUUUUACACUCCCACCACAUAUGGUAAAAUGUUCCUUCUUUUUCUUUACACUUCCAACAUUUAUUACUUACUUUAUACAUUUUUGCUAAUUUUACUGGUGUUACAUACAAUCUAUAUAUCAUUUUCAUCACAUUUUCCUUUAUUAUAGUACACACAGUAAAUUUCAUCCCUUCAUUCCACAAUUUAACCCAGUCUUUAAAUUGUAUAUUAUAUCCAGAAUCUUUGGCCCAAUGGAUCAUAACUGAUUUAACCUCCUCGUCCUUUGUAUACCAUUCCAAUAAUAAUUUAUACAUUUUAUUUUUUUUUUUAAAGCAAUUUAUUGGGUUUUACAAUAGGAAUAAAUGUAAUAAACAAUAUAGCAUUCGUCUUAACAUAAUUUCACAUUUUCUUUGGACUUCCUCACAUCUCCCGCUCCCACCUUCAUCAUUAUAACAUUUUGUCAGCAAUUUAUCAUCUUAUUUAAAUUCUUAUAUCUCUUCGAUAUUUCAUAAUCUUAAAGUUCUCAUAAAGAGUUAAACUUUCACAACUUUUCUUGUUUCCUUAAAAAUUUCUAAGUUAAGUGGUGCUCAGUUAUUUAGUCCAGCAUCUUAUUCAGCAUUCAAUCAAAUCACAAUGUUUUUGUAGGUAGUUCUUAAAUUUCUUCCAAUCCUCCUCGAUUCUCUCUUCUCCCAGGUCACGGAUUCUGCCAGUCAUUUCAGCCAGUUGCAUAUAGUCUAUCAGUUGCAUCUGCCAUUCUUCCAGUGUGGGUAGAUCUUGGGUUUUCCAAUGUUUUGCGAGUAGUAUCCUUGCUGCUGUUGUUGCAUACAUAAAAAUGUCUGGUCCUUCUUUGCCACCCCUUGGCUGACAAUACCCAAAAGGAAGGCCUCUGGUUUCUUAGUGAAAGUAUAUUUAAAUACCUUUUUCAAUUCAUUAUAAAUCAUUUCCCAGAACGCCUUCACUUUAGGGCAUGUCCACCAGAGGUGAAAGAACGUUCCUUCACACUCUUUGCAUUUCCAGCACUUGUUAUCAGACAGGUGGUAAAUUUUUGCGAGUUUGACUGGGGUCAUAUACCAUCUAUAAAUCAUUUUCAUUACAUUUUCUUUCAAAGCAUUACAUGCAGUAAAUUUCAAUCCAUUACUCCACAGCCUUUCCCAGUCCUCAAACAUAAUAUUAUACCCAAUAUCCUGUGCCCACCUUAUCAUAGCCGAUUUAACCAUUUCAUCUUGUGUAUUCCAUUCCAACAGCAAGUUAUACAUCCUUGAAAGUAUCUUAGUCUUUGGUUCUAACAAUUCUGUUUCUAAUUUCGAUUUCUCCACCUGGAACCCUAGUUUCUUAUCACUUUUAAAAACUUCUUUAAUCUGAGCAUAGUGUAACCAAUCUCGCACUUUGUCUUUCAUUUUCUCCAAGCUCUGCAAUUUCCAAUUGUCUCCAUCUUUUCUAGUAUUUCCCAAUAUUUUGGCCAUUUGGCCUCCAUAUUGGGUCUUUUCGGGCCUUAGCUUCCAAAGGUGAAAGCCACCUUGGUGUUUUAUUUUCCAGCAAGUCUUUAUAUUUUGUCCAGACAUUAAACAGUGAUUUUCUAACAAUAUGGUUCUUAAAGGCCUUAUUUGCUUUAACUUUGUCAUACCAUAAAUAUGCAUGCCAUCCAAAAACAUUGUUAAACCCCUCCAAAUCUAACACAUCAGUGUCUUCAAGAAGUAGCCAGUCUUUUAGCCAGCAGAACGCUGCGGCUUCAUAGUACAACUUUAAGUCCGGCAGGGCAAAGCCCCUCUUUGUUUUGCAUCGGUUAGUAUCUUAAACUUAAUUCUGGGCUUUUUGCCCUGCCAGACAAACUUCGAAAUGUCUCUCUGCCACUUCUGAAAGCACUCCAUUUUGUCCAAUACCUGCAGUGUUUGAAAUAAAAACAACAUUCUUGGCAAUACAUUCAUCUUAAUCGCAGCAAUUCGGCCUAACAAAGAAAGUUUCAAUUUUGACCAACUGUCUAAGUCUCUCUUAAUUUCUGUCCAACAUUUUUCAUAAUUAUCCUUAAAUAGACUUAGAUUUUUGCUGUUAUGUUUACCCCUAGGUAUUUUACUUUUUAACCACAUUAAGUUCCGUCUCAUUCUGAAACCGUUCUGACUCUGUCUCAGUCAGAUUUUUCCCCAAAACCUUAGUUUUCUGUUUGUUUAAUUUAAAUCCCGCCACCCGACCAAAAUCAUUAAUCAAUUGUAAUACUCUUUUCGUACUAGGCUCUGGCUUCUGCAAGGUCAAAACCAGGUCAUCUGCAAAAGCUUUUAAUUUAUAUUGUUUCUGACCAACCUGAAUUCCUUCCACCAGCUGGUCCCCUCUAAUCAUGUUCAAUAGCACUUCCAGGACCGAAAUAAAUAACAAAGGGAAAUAGGGCAACCUUGUCGUGUCCCUUUUUCAAUUUUGAACUCUUCUGUAACCACAUUAUUAACUAUCAGUUUUGCUUUCUGUUCUGAAUAUAUCGCCUCAAUCCCAUUCUCAAAACCCCGUCCCACUCCCAUCUCUUUUAAGUUUCCCAUCAUAAAUUUCCAAGAAAUGUUAUCAAAGGCCUUCUCCGCAUCUAUAAAAAUUAAAACAGCUUUUGUAUUUAUGUCAGUUUGGAGAAGUUCCAAAAUAUCAAUAAUGUUCCUUGUGUUAGCAAACAAAUGUCUACCUGGGAGAAAACCGGCCUGGUCCUUAUGAAUUACUUCAUUUAAAACUUUUUAAAAUCUACUUGCCAAAAUAUCUGCAAAUAUUUUGUAAUCCACAUUUAAAAGGGAGAUGGGACGGUAGUUCUUCAGUUGUGUCUUUUCAGUUUCUGACUUUGGUAUCAAUGUGAUAAACGCUUCCUUCCACGAAUCCGGUGCCCUCUUCCCUCCAUAAUGUCAUUGCUAACCUCCAUCAAGGGUUGUAUCAAAUAGUCUUUUAGUGUCUUGUAAUACUUGGAGGUCAGCCCGUCUGGCCCUGGAGAUUUGCCAAGUUGCAUGUUCUGAAUAGCUUGUUCAAUCUCCUGUCGUGUUAUUUUAGAGUUCAGGAUUGUCCUAUUUUCUUGUGACAGUUUAGAUAAUCCAUUUUUGCCAAAAAUUGUUUAAUCUCAACUUCGUCUUGCGGCCCUUGGGUAUAUAAUUUUUAAAAUAUCUCUGGAAACACUUUCUAAUGUCCACUGGAUUCUGAAUGUUUCUUCCAUCAACCUCUAAAUUUGUAACCGUGUUUAAUCUUUGUCUUCUCUUCAACUGCCAGGAUAGCAGUUUUCCACAUUUAUUCGCCGACUCAAACGUUUUUUGUUUCAUUAAUUUGAUCUUCCAUUCAAUUUCCUGAUUUAUCAAUUUAGAAUACUGUGUUUGAUACAGUUUAAUUUCUCUCAGAGUUGGCUGUGACUUUGGAUUCACUCUUAAUUUCUUCUCUAAUUCUUUUAUUUUAUCCAAAAUGUUGUCUUUUUCUCAUUUUGUGUUUUUUCUUUACUACAUUCUGUUGUAUCAGGAAUCCCCUCAUGACAGCUUUGCUUGCGUCCCAGACGAUUCUUUUUUCCACCGAAUUGUUCAUAUUUAUCUCAAAAUAAUCUUUCAAAACUUUUUGGGCCUUCUUGGUAAUUUCCUGAUCUCUAAACAAAUUGUCAUUCAUCUUCCAUCUAAAGGAUCCAGUUGGUAGUAGUGUCAUGUCCAUCUUUACUGCGUUGUGGUCAGAACAGGUCUUUGGGCAGAUUUCCACUUUUCUAACCCUAGGUGCCAGGCCUCUAGAGAUCCAUAUUUGGUCGAUUCUUGUCCAGGUCAGUUGGGCUUCAGAAAAGAAUGUUCCUUCUCUACCUAGUGGGUUCUUUGUUCAAUAAUUUAUACAUUUUAGACAAAAUUUUUACGUCAUUAUUCAGUACUUCCAAUUGAUAUUUUGAUUCAUUGUCGGUAAAACCUCUUUCUAAUACAUCUUUUUUAAACAUUUCAUUAAUCUGAAAAUAAUGCAACCAAUCAUUUACAUAUUCUUUUACUUCAGCAUAUGGUUUCAGUUUCCAUUUACUUCCUUCUUUCAUUAUUAAACUCCCAUAUGUUAGGGGUUUAUACUUUUUCUGGUGUCUAUGAGGAGGACUUGAAUUUCUGGGUAGGGGACAAGGAUCAUCCACUCCCAGUCUCUUUCCUCCAUUCCAACAUAACUUUACAGUUCUCAAUGCUUUUUUUUACUUUCAUGAAGAGUGACUAAGAGCAGAACAACUUUUCACACAUAGCCAUUCCCUGUGAAAACAUAUGAGAAAAGGGAGAAUGGCUUUGCACAUGAGGUAAUCUAGGAGAGACUUAAGAUCUCUUCAAAACUCUUUGGUGAAAGCAGAAAUAGGCUGAAAUUUCUCUGAAAUUUCUCUCCCUGCCCCCAUUUUCUCCACCCACAAUUUUGGGUCAGCUCUGCCAUUUUUAUUUUAAAUUGCAACCCUGUUUCUGGAGCAUUCAAAUUGUGGAGCUAAAAGUUCCCCAUGUGGUGACAACUUAACAGAGAAAGGCAGUUGCAAAUUGGCAUAUGUUGCUGUCAAGUCUGUCAGUCUUAUGGAGAGAAGGAAGGCAACAUUAAACUUAUUUUAACAUUUAUUUUACCGACACUGCAUCUCCUCCACACAAAGCCUCACUCUCCUCCAACUCUGCCUGGCUACAUAGAAACAAAUGCUGGAUGUCUUCUACAGCAGAGCAGAAAUGUAGGAGAAAGUGCUGCAGGAAAAGAACUGACUUUCUCCUUUUUUUUUAACCUGGGAAAUUUGAAUACAGCAUGUGCUGAUUUUUCAGGAAAGGACGUCUCCCAUGCAUUAAUCCACUGCUGAGUUAAAGCAUGGGGUGCUACAAAAAGAAAGACCGACUUAACAGUAUAAUGAAGGGACCAAGCCAAGAAGAAAAGUGUGUGCGGCUGUCAAAGUUAUGCAGCUAAGAAAUCAGUGAGGCAGGGAGCCUUCUGACAAUGGCAAGUGGGGAGCGCAACUGAGGGCUUGAUGUUAUGAAUGAUAGGUUAAAAAGUUUCCGGAUGUGGAGGGGCUGACAUGCAACCACAUCCCUGCAGUGAAGAAAUUACCUAGCUGCAGAGUCCCAGUCGCCCUGCUGUUUAUACAGAAUUGCUUUAAUAAGACCGUAAAAGAGGAAAUUACAAUGGCACAAAGCAGAACAAUAUGUAUAGUUCAGUGGGAAAGCCAUAAAACAAGCAAUAGGGAGUAUUGCUCUCGCAGCUUGGCCCAUUAUUUUACGGGGCACUGCUGCUCAGCAAGGUAAGCUGAUGCUAGAGAUGAUUACCAAGGCUUGAAGUCAAGGAGGGCCCAAGAUGCUAAAGCUCAGAUGUGCUAGCGAGUGAUGGCAUAAGCGUAGGUUCUAUGGCAGAGAUUGUAUGGAUACCUGAACAUUGGCUAGAUGGACAAGUCAAUUCUAUGAUGGUUGGUUCUAAUAGCUAACAUUUUGGUAUGUUAUACUUGAUAUGAAUUUGUCUUUAUUUAGCAGUGCAUAAUAUUUUAUCAGCAACAUGCAACAGUGUUUCAGACUUGUCAGAAUUCUAGAGUUGGCAUGCAGUGGCAUUUAGUAUUAGACAGCUUAUAAGAUUUCAUAUGUGACGGUUGCUAAAUCAGGCAAGAGAUGUCACCAACCUAAAUCACUCACAUUUUGAGGAAAGCUUUCGUACUUUUUUUUUUUUAAGUGAAUUUCAGUCUCAAAUUUGACACCUGACAUUCAAAAUCUGAAUUGUGAGACUGAACAUUUUAGUGAAUAUUUGUGGACAUUCAUUUAGGCUCAGCAUAGUAUUAUCAUAUCAUGUGGAACUUUUAAGCUAUCAAAUGUUGAAACACAGUAGUCCCACUUGUGACUACCCUACUGCUUCAACCAAAUUUGCUGGCACGAAAUCCUGGAUCUUUCAGAAUAGUUGACAUCAUGAUGUAUCAACAACUAAUCAGCAGUCAAGAAUCCUCUUUAAUAAAAAUGCCUUGUUGUUUUCCUCAGGAUCAUUUCCCUUAGGACCAAAAAGUCUGUUAGGCAUCUCUUUACAAGCAAGAUUCCAAGAUGAGAUGUGAGCGUUUGAAGUUUUUAUUUGAGUAUGAAAUUUUUACAACAACAACAAGCUGAGGUGCAUUCUGUCACAUGAUCCGCCGCAUGCAGACCAAAAUGGUGUACUCCUAGGAAGGCUGUACAGAUUGAGUUCUCUGUAGGUGUCAAGCAGCCCUGAGGCAUCAGCAUAUCAAUCUAGAUUGCCCCCAGUGUUUCAGGCAAAUAAAGAAAGAGGUAAAGAAAGUUAUAUUUGAGCUCUGCAGUGUUUAACUUCUUUAUUGGUUGUGGUGAUCCAAAGCAACAGACCAGGCUCAGAAUCCAUCUUCUCCAUGUUUGACCUGUGCCCUAAGCUUUACUGCUUUUAGUGAUGAAUGCUAAGCACUUUCCUAUUCAAUUUUGCUGGGCAAAAUGUAAACAUGACUUUCAUAGGCAAUCUUUUACGAAGGAAAUCUAUACACACACACACAUAUAUAUUAUUUGCUUUGUAUCCUGCAAAUUUAUUCUUAUUCUUUUCAAACAUCUCAUCUGGUUGAAUUCAGGAAAACAACAACUCUGCAUUUAUCAAUGCAAAAGGUUGGCAUCAUUUCUUGAGAUAAUUGUUACCAUGUAACCUGACUGCUCACUUCAUGCUGUAAUAAGUCAUGUAACUGGCUGUAAUUUUCCUCUGUUUUCAAGUUUCCAGUAGAUUCCAGGGAUCUUGAAAGUUAAAUCUAAAGUUGCCUGAUUUAUUCAAUGGUGGCUAUCUAGUCUUUUAUAUAUUGUAUGUGUUUGGAUUAUUAAUGUAUUUGAAUAACUUUGUAUGAUUGUAUGAUUUUAUCGUUUAAACCUAUGGCAAUAAAGGCCAAUAACAACAAUAAUGACUAGUGCAGCUGGCCUUCUUAAUAUACUUUGUGUGUGUGUGUGUGUGUGUGUGUGUGUGUGUGCAAAUAGCAGUCAGAGGGAAGCCUGAGCAGCCUCUGGACCAUUGGCAGUGGAUAGAUUGGGGAGGAGAAGUUAAAAUUUCUCUCUCUGCCACGAGGAAGCCUGACCAAAAAACACCUCUUCAAAGUUUCAAUUUGCAUGUCAAGGGACACUCCCAGUGGGUUUUAAAAAAAACAACACACACACCCACCCUGUCAGACCCAUGGUGCAGUCUGAGAGUAUUAAAUUCCUCAUCCCUCAUAGUCCCAAGGCUGCUUCCUUGCAGAGCUAUUUAUAUAACAAAAACGUGCACAUUAAUUGUUGUCAUGCAGUUAGCAUCAUGCACACCCUUAGACACGGGUAAUUACUCUAGAUCAGGCAUGGGCAAACUCAGCCCUCCAGAUGUUUUGAGACUACAAUUCCCAUCACCCCUGACCACUGGUCCUGUUAGCUAGGGAUAAUGGGAGUUGUAGUCCAAAAACAUCUGGAGGGCCGAGUUUGCCUAUGCCUCUUCUAGUUUUAACUUCUGAUGGGGAAGGGCUAGAGAUCAGAGGUUGAGACAUCUGUUUUAUUUGCACACGGUUUCAAAUUCCAAGCCCUGGCACCUUUAGGCAGGACUGGCCUGAAACACAGGAGAGGUGCUGCCAGUUAAUAUCUGCAGUAAUGAGCUAAGUGGACCAGCCGACUGGCUCAGUAUGAGGCAGCUUCCUAUGUUUCUGUUAUGCCGCAUUUAGGUUUAACAUUAUGCUGCUGCAGCAAGGUGUGCACUCUAGGAGUCACUGCCUGGGACACAAAAUGGAUGUUGACCCCUCUCCCCCCCCAAAAAAACCCCAGCUCAUACUCACUUGACAUAAUGUGUGUUUUCCCUCUCUCACUCCUCCAGGGAGCGUGGGCAGGGAAACACACAAUGUGAUUAAUGUCAUGGGAACAUGUUUCAAGGACAGAGCUAGAGAACGGCUUCCUAUUUGCAGAAGCAAACCAGUGCUUGGCAUCGCACCUAGUUGUGUUCAGAACAAGCAGAACCAUGACCAAUCAAAACUCUCUGACAAGUAUAUCUAUAAGAUUUUUUUUAUUAAAAAAUCAGUAGCAUGUUAUUCCUUUUCAUUAGCCAUAAUUUCAAAAGCAAAGGAGAUUAAAAAAAAAAAUAGAACAAAAACGUUCACGUUCUGAAAAACAGAUAUAUUCAGAGAUAUUGUGCCAUUGGGUGAAAAUGUUGGUUACGUUCACACAGGGCUCAUCUACACUAACAUUUGUUCCACAUUUCUAGGCACAGAAUGAAGCUUUCCAGGUCUGUGUCAGCACUUUUUGGUGGUGGCGCUGCUGCUUUCCCCAUGAAAACCCGUUCCUUACCGAUCAAAUGGAAAUCCAUGGAAUACCCAAAUUUCUGUUUGCUCCGAUUCAGCAGUAAAGUUUGUGUUUUCCUGGGGAAAGUGGCAAGGAGAGGUGGGGGGCAAGUACUCAGGCACAGCCCAGAAAAGCACAGACCUGUCUCUAGAAAGCAUGGGGCAAAAGGUAUUAGUGGAUAAGCCCAUACUUCGUCAUUUUUAGGCUUACAUUUUAAUCCUCUUAGAAAAUGUAACUUGUGGUGAAAGGAUGGGGCUUGGAAGAAUGGUGCUCAGACAUCAUAUUCCAUGGAUCCGACACCCCUAAUGGGGUCUGGCUUUGUUAACAAUCAGUUCCCAAUCCUGCCAAAGUUCAAGCCACAUCAAAACAGGUCUAUUUUGCCCCCCUGAAUGCAAGACUCCUCUGCCUCCCCCUGCCCCCCACUCCAUCUCAAACCUUCUCGGGAGAAAAGAUAUAUAGAACUCAAGAUUUAAGAGCUGGGUGCUGCUGUGAGCAUGCACAGCACAGUUAAUUUGCCCUAAGGAGCAUGGGGACUUCCCAGCACCAAUACACGCUCAUAGCAACACCCAAACCUGAAGUUGAUGGUUCCACAAACCUUCCUUGAGAUGCCCCACCAUCUCCAGUUGCUUUGAGAAGAGAGAGAGGGUGCAGCAGGGACAAUUUGCAGUAGAGUUUGACAGUGGGGUGACCUCUAUUCUCACCUUGUUCCUAAUCUGUUUUUUUACAGUGGAACCUCAUGUUACAUACCGUCCCCCUUGCAAACAUUGCGGGUUAUGAGCUCCGCUAACCUGGAAGUAGAUGCUCCCGGUUGUGACCUUUGCCCCGGGAUGUGAGCAGAAGUCAAGCUCCGGCAGUGCAGCAGCAGCAGCGGGAGGCACUAUUAGCAAAAGCAUGCCUCGUGUUACGAACGGUUUUGGGUUGACAACGGACUUCCAGAAUGAAUUAAAUUCGUAACUGGAGGUACCAAUGUAUAGGGCCUAUUCCCCACGGGGAAUGUUCACCUAUCACUAACGUGUGAAGUGGCUCUCUGGUUUUCACUGACACUCAAGAAUGUUUGAAAUAGACAACUUACAAAACCAUGGGGUAACACAGAAAGAAACAGUGAUGCCUCAUGCACAGGGCAUCCAAUUUGUCGUCUUUGCUUAAAGAAAACCCGCAGCUACAAUGCUGACCUAACAACCGGGUCUCCUCUUUGUCUCCUUCCAUUUUGCAGUGCUUUCUAGAGUGGCCACUGUCGGAAGCGUGUCAUUACUCGAGUGCUAAUGAAUUUUCAUUUUAUUAAAACACUUUAAGGCUAGAAAGUGUGCCCCCAACUCAUUACUGUAGUAAUUGAGUAUACAUAUUUAUUUCUCUGCCAUAAUAGCUAAAGUGCUUAAUAAAAUUGCUCCGGUACAGGAAAGAGGCUGUAAUCAUUGAGGGGCAACAAAUAAGAAUUGUGCAAAUUUACCAAUUGCACUCUCUAACUACACUCUGAUGGUUCAUAAAGGAAAGCUGGCUGCUUGUAUGCACUCUGGUUUAUGGUCGAAAAUAUAAUUCCUUUUAAUAAAACAUACAGCACAUUACACAGUGGUAAGGUCGGUUCUUUGCUGCUCCUCUGCUCUGAAUAUAAUACAAUUUUAUUUUGGGAUUAUUCUCUUUCAGGACUGCUAUGGCCACAAGCCAGAACGAUGUGUGUACUCAAUGUUCUUAUUGUCAGGUAGGGCAGACAAGACUCCCAAAGGCAUUCAGUCCUCUAAUAAAAGUAUUGCCUUGCCAGAUCUGACCAAUCCCCAGCGAGGCAAACACCCUGUUUCCAACAGCAACCAGCCAGAGGCCCCUAGAGAGUUCACAAGCAGGGCAUGAAAAGCAAUGACCAUCUCCUGCUGCUCGUCUUCAGCUUUUGGUAUUCAGGGAUAUUGUGCCGCUGGACAGAGAGGAGCUAUAAAGGCAUUGUGACUCACUGCUGGUGAUAAGACCUAGGCUCCAAGAAUUUGUCCAGAUUUGUGAAUGCAUCUCUUUGCCCUUUUACAGCUUGCAACCAGGAAGUUCCACUUGUACACAUAAGGUACCCGACCACUGACAAAAUUGCAAAGAAUGGUGUGGCAAUCGCACAGGGCCCCUGGACGUUUCACAGUCUAUUGACCCUGUGCCACCACUGCGACUGCUUUCUUUGCUGCCACCACCCCGCUUCUCACGGGGACACACGGAGUCCAGACAGUUAACAUAAACAAAUAAUCAAGUUUAUUUUUAAAUGCAGGAACAAGCGUAUGGUUGCAGUUUAUUUUUCUCUUGUCAGUUUCCUAAUCUUAGUUCCUAACAACUUCCAACUGAAUUAUUCCCAACUAUCUAUCUGACUCCACCUAACAAUUCCUCUCACUCUCUCACAACACAACUCUACCAACCCACUCCUAAGCCUCCCUCUUCCUUCUCCAACACCCAAGCCUCAACUCCCAACUGACAAACCUCAACUGACUUUCAAAACCUCCCACUCUAUCUUUUACUCCCGCCCUUGCAUUCUCACUCGCCAAUCACAUCACACCCAUUUUAACCCUUGACCCAUCCUAGGAGGCAAACGCCACAAAUGGCUUGCAAUAUUAAUGGAGGUCGGCGGGGGGGGGGGGGGAUGCUAGCCAAAUUUGAUGGAAAGAAAUCCUGCUGCACUCACAGGUCCAAGCUCUUCAUCAGGUUCUCUCACAAGACUCACUUUCACUGCUAAAUCCAUGGUAGAGACCCUAUGACAGUCCAAUUCAAUUACAUACUAUCAGGAGUGCGUAGGGCUAUUAUUUAUAUCACUCAUGCAGCAGUAAGGGCCAAGGGGAUGAAACAGCAAGUUGCCUCAUAAUAUGUAAAAUCAGUCACAUAGUUAUAAAUUUCGCUACAUCAUCGGUUGGCAGAGGCAGCAAAAUGCACAAUGGCAAUGAUGCCAUGAUACAGGGUUCAUGAUCUUAAAUAUUGUAGGGUGAGAGGAAACUCAACCUGAAGGUGUCAUUUUCAGCAGCUGCCUUGUGUCUACAUAUAUACAGUCUUACCUUGGAAGUCGAAUGGAAUCUGUUCCGGAAGUCCGUUCAACUUCCAAAAUGUUUCUGAUUGGCUGCAGCAAGCUCCUGCAGCCAAUAGGAAGCCACGGAAGCCACGCUGGAUGUUCGGCUUCCAAAAAUAGUUCACAAACCAGGACUUCCGGGGAGGCACCUCCGGCAAUGGCGGAAUUCCUCUGAACGGGAGGAAUCCGCUCCGUGAGAAUCUGGGUCUGGUCGCCACGGCGAAGGCGGAGACCCGUUAAAAUCACAGGCGGGAGAAGCCUGUGAACGUGGGAUUCGGUGGGCACCUUUUGCGCCUCCCCCACUCGUGGGGAACCCCGGGUUUGGGGGCUCCGGAGCGACGUAGGGUGAGCGGCGCGGUGCAUCGAAUCGUCGGCUUCUUUCACGGAGCGAAGCCGCAUAGCUGUUGCCGGAGAGCGCUGACCUUUUCCUGUGGACAAUUUGACUUUAAAGUAUUUACCCGUGAGUAGAGCUGAAGCGGAAGAAUUGGAUUUCUAAAAGUUUAAUUUGGUAUCGUAACGGGGAGGUUCAAAACAGGAAGUCUGCCUUCCCCUUUUGUAAAUAGACUGAGGCAAUGAAGUUGCAAGCUGGAGUCCUGGAAGGUCUUUUGUAAAAGAUCAAAUUUCCAAUGGUAAAGAACAUUAAACAGUCUUGGAGGCAGGAGAAGAGAGGGGGAAGUUGUGGAUUGAGUAUGCCUGCGGGAAAGAGCGAAGAGACUUAAAACACCGCAGCUCUGACCCUGGAAACAGGCUGCUAGUAGGACUGAUGUCUUUUGGAAUGUUCAUUGACAGCGCUUAGAAUGUUCAUUGACAGCUAGUUAAAUAAGAGAAAUACAUUGUUUCUACUGUCUUCGGCUGCUUUAAAAAGGAAUAAAAGUAACUGAAAAUUGAAACUAAUUUGAAACUAACUUUGGAUUGUUUAAAAGAGGAUACUAUUGACUAUUACAAACAGAAACUGUUUCCCCCUAGUGGAAGCCUUUGAAACUGGUUGCUUUACAAGAGUUGGACUAGGGGAAUUUCCAGCUGCAAGUUAAAAACCAUGAGACUCUGGGACUGACCUUGAAUCUUUCAAAUGUUAUGGUAAAUGGAAGAGGAAAAACAGACCAGUCAACUGCUGACAAAACAUUAAGGUCUGGGAGGACUUGGUAACAAUCCAGGAGAGGUCUAUCAUUAGGCCCUCCUGAUCUUUUUGUUGCUGUCUUCAUAAAUGUAUAUUUGAAACCAAGAGGAAUGUCGACAGAAGAGGCUUUGGUGGCUGCAUUAUAUAAGAUAAAUGACUCAUUGGAUCAGCUUCACAGGAAAAUGGACAUGAUAAAUGCGAAAGUGGAUGUUUCAAUUGCUGAGGUUGACUUGAAUGCAGGGAGUAUGGAUAAUACCAAUACAGAAACCACCCAGAAAUUGAUACAAGAACCUAUUUCGAUAUGGCAAGCUGUGGAGGAAGUCAGGGAAAAAGCUGUUGCUGCUUUUUAAAGAAACACAACUGGAGAGAAAGAGAAAGAGAACCCUAGCCCUACAGAGGCAAUUUGUUGAACAUAAGUUGAUGCUCGCUAUGACUGAACUUAAGGAAAAACAGACGAAUUUGAGGAUUAGAGUUCACCUUUGGUGGACAUGCCCAAGGAUUAAGACACUCUGGGAGAUGAUUCAUAACAAAAUGAAAAAGGUAUUUAAAUAUACCCUUUUGAAGAAACCAGAGGCCUUUCUCCUGGGCAUGGUCAGCAAAUUGGUGUUAAAGAAGGAUAGAAUUUGUUUCAUGUAUGCAACAAUAGCAGCAAGAAUACUCAUUGUGAAGUACUGGAAGACACAAGAUUUAUCCAUUCGGGAAGAAUGGCAGAUGAAGCUGAUGGACUAUAUGGAAUUGGUGGAAACGACUGGCAGAAAUCCGAGACCAGGGAGAAGAGCUGGUGGAAGAAGACUGGGAAAAGUUUAAGACUAUUUAUAGAAAUACUGUAAAAAUAAUGAAUGUUAGAAAAAUGUUGGAAUGAAGUUAUAUGGUUUUAGUAGAAAUGCUAUAAGGAAUCAAGUAUAAAUAGAUUAAUAGUGUAUUAAAGGGAAAAUAAGGCUAGAAUAUGCUAAGAUAAUUAUAGGAUAGGAAACAGAGGAAGAUGGAAAGGAAUUGCUGAAAUAAUUAAUAGAAGUGGAAAACAGAAAGGGAGGUGUGAGGAGGUCGUGGAAAUAAGGGAAUGAAAGAUAAGACAUUGAAAUUGUUCUGUGUUUGAAAUGGUUUGUGUUAUGCUUUAUGGUUUAUGUUUUUCUUUUUUUCUUUUCUUUUUGUUCUUUCUUUUUUUGUCUUUCUGUUUUGUUGUGUUUUAAUGGUUGAAAAUUAAUAAAUAUUAUUUUUUAAAACAAAAACAAAAACAAAAAUAGUUCACAAACCGAAACAGUCACUUCUGGGUUUGCAGCGUUCGGGAGUCAAAACGUUCGAGAACUAAGCUGUUUGAAAACCAAGGUACGUGUGUGUGUGUAAACUAAAGAUCCUAGGGCAGUGUACAACAUUAAAAACUUAAUUUACACAGCAUAAUAAUAAAAAUACAACACACAGAAUAAUAAUAAAUAAAGUAAUCAUAAUAACAAUCUCUCUCUCCCACCCACCCCCUAUUUACCAUAUUAUUUAAUAGCCAAAAGCCUGGAUAAAGAAUGGCACUGGGUGAAUCUCUCUGAGGAAAGGACAAUAUUUAGUUAUAAUAUGUAGUUCCACUCCCUCACUGGUCUUAGGAAACCCACUAUUUCUCACACAAGGAAAUAUGGUACUCUAUAUUUGCUAUCUUCUUUUCUUUUAGUAUGCAAACGUUACAUAAAUCGUAUUAUUUUCUACAAAAAAAUUUUUACGUUUCCCUUCCAAUGAAAAGCACUUAAGUUGAUUACACAAUUAAUUUUAUUAGUUUCAGCCAUAGCUGAUAAUGAGACAACCUAAGUUUUAGCAGAAGCUGAACUGUAGCAGAAAGGAAACAGUGCCAGGGUUGUGAUCAAGACAUGACGGGAUGAAUAUUGCUACCUCCUUACAUGCCUAGUUUCACUACAGCCCUAGUGUGAGCAUAUUGACCUGGAAUUCCAGAACAUGUCCUGAUCAACACAGGAAGUUAAUAUCUUUGUCAGCUUCCCAUGACUGUGUCCAAAAUGCAAGAGUUUAUAAAGGAUAAGGAGACAGGAGGCAUGAAGAGUGGAAUGAAACAAACCAACUUGACCCCAAAUGUUUGCCUACUGAGGAAUUCAAAAUUAAUUUUCAGGUUCAGAAAUUUUAUGGGGGUGGGGGUGUUUAAAUAAGUCUAACCAAAUCUGGUCAGGAGAAGUCCUACACAUUCCAAAAAAAUUGGCACCAGUAGAGUUAUCUUCACCUGCCCUACCCACCUGCUGAAAUUAGGUUUGCAAGAAGCAUUCUGUCAUAGCGAAUACACUAGGUUGUGGUGACUCCUUGGUUGUAGUGUGUUUGUGUGUGAUGCCCACAACAGUUUCUCUAGUUUACAAAUGUGUCCACAAAUCCAAAAAGGUUCGUGAUACCCUGAAAAGUCUGAAGCUGAUUCAGAGAAGGAAGACUUUAGGAGAGGUGUGAUGUAGUAACCUCAACAAAAGUAAUUGGAGUUGGAAUGUACGGCUGUUACAUUUAUUUCCCCCUAUUGGUUGAAAAUAAAAUUAGCUGCACCAAACUAGCAAAUAUGAACAUCUUUAUUUUAUACAAAGAGAUAUACUGAGCUUGCCAGUUGGGUUAUCCCAAAAUCUCAGUGCUAUUAUUAUUAAUUACCCAGUUUAAACUCCAGUGGUAAUGAAAUUACUCUGCAGCCUCUGUAUCCUUACAGUUGAAAGACAUAGUGUGCUUAAGAAGAAUAUAUUGUAGCACUUAAAACAUCAUUUAAAAAUCAUUUCACAAGAGGCGUUACUCUUGAGAAUACAGGCAGUAUUCCAGCUAAGUACUUAAGAUGUGCUAAUGACUCUGCUGGACCAGGGCCACAGAAACAAUGUUUCAAUUGCUAGCCUACAAUAAUUGUUUCUUACAAAAACUACAAUUAUCAUUCCUCCGUCUAUUUUAAGGAAGACCCUCUGUGAGGGUUUCCAUAAAAGAGGACACAUUUGCUGGUGAGUGGGGUGGAGGAAGGGAGAGGGCGCAUGCUAGAGCACACUGUAGGUGUGACAUCGGAAGGCGCCAGGGAGGGCGGUGGCAAAAUUUGUGCAUGCAAAUUUGGGGGUGGGGUGCAGGCAGGCAGGCAGGCAGGAAGGAAGGAAAGCUGCCUCCCUUUCUUUGGCGUGUGCAUGGGGCGGUGGGCAGGGGGCGGAAGGCGUACAAAAUAAUUAAUUAAUUAGCCCAGGAAAAGCCAUGAAGCAACAUGGCAACUUUUUAUGUAGAGGAAGAGACUGACGAAAAGCUCCCCUGGUACCAGAGAAAAAAACCAGGACAUUUUGGCAAAUUCAAAAAAUCCACCAGGACAGAAAUUUCCUCCCCGAAAAAGGGGACAUGGCCAGAAAAAAGAGGACGUAUGGCAACUCUGUGCAUAUCAAGGCUGACACCAGAGUCUUGGGGUCCCUCAGUAGGGAGCAACCUGGGCCCUUUUUUCCUACCUGGGUGGGUUCUGUUUCCCUCAGCAGUCACAGUUGUGGCUGUUAUCUUUCUUCCCCGCCACCCAGAUUAAUGAGCUGAAAGAUCUGACGCAUUGUGGGUGGGGGGGAAAUGGUGCCACAAAAAAUGGCACCAGUUGUUUUUUUCCAUUUUGUUUUAUGCAGAAUAUAGUAAAGGGGGAGCUUCUGGUGCAUUUUCUACUGGAAAAUAUGGUAGCCACAUCCACAGCUCCCAAUGGGACACCCCACAAGCAUCACCCAAUCAUGUUAUGUGAUGAUGCUGAGUCUGUAGCCUUUUGAAAAAUGUGGGUCUUUAAUAAGGUCCCAAGCAUUAACUGGUAAGUUUAGCUGAAUAAUUGGAAUAGUCUACUUUUAACUAGUGAGGGUCAACUUUGGUUAGCAACUCUUGGAGUUAAGACAAAACUUGUUUGUUUGUUUCAUAAAAACUGUUUUAUUUUGGUGUGUUACUGUUAACAGUGAAUUUAAAACUAUGGUACCACUAGUUUAUUAAGUUGUAAAUCUUACACUUCCACUGGUAUCUUGUUUUGGGUGUUGGUAGCAGAUGAGCCAAAUAUAGUACAUUAAUGAAUCAAUCUGUUAAAAUGUAGGUGAUUAAUGUGUUAUUUCCAAUAUUGCAAGUUGCUACACAAGAUUCAAGUCACCCAACCCCUUCUGUGCUGGGCAUGGUCUCCAUGAAACAUGAAACUCCUGGUUUUUCUCAGGGGCCUGAGGAAGAACAAGAAAGUACAUUUAGAUGCAUGCUAUUUUAUUUUAUUUUAUUUUAUUUUAUUUUAUUUUAUUUUAUUAUUUUAUUUUAUUUUAUUUUAUUUUAUUUUAUUUUAUUUAUUUUAUUUUAUUUUAUUUUAUUUUAUUUUAUUUUAUUUUAUUUUGAAAGAUUUAUGGACCACAAAGUCUUUUAAGUGCAGGCCUGUGCCAGCUGACAUACUCUAACUGGGAAUGGAACCUCCCUACUUUCUAUUGCCUUCUUCUGUGUUUUUAUUUAUUGCCUCUCUAUCUGGGAGCAAGGAGAAGGUUCUCAGCAGUCAUGUGUACCUGUCAAACUCUCUUCUGGAGUCCUGCUAGCCUUCUCUUUCCACUGAAUGGAAAAGCCUUUGCCCCUCGAUCACCUGGUUGUUGUUUUUUUUAAUGCAACUGAUUAUAUAGUAUUAUUCUGUGAGAAUAAUACUGUUAUUAGUAAAAGGGGAGCUUCUGGUGCAAUUUCUACUGGAAAAUAUGGUAGCCACAACCACAGCUUCCAAUGGGACACCCCACAAGCAUCACCCAAUCAUGUUCUGUGAUGAUGCUGAGUCUGUAUUGUUAGUGUAUUUCAUUGCUGGUUUUAAUGAGAACAUUUUAUAGGUCUUUAUUUCAUUUUAAACUAGUGAGAAGUGCCCAGCACUGCUGAGGAAUUCAAAGAAACAAACAAACAAAUAAGAGUAAGGUUUAAAUGGCUAGUGUAAUGUGUGAGAUUUAGGGCUGUGUAGUUUAUGUGUUUUAGGGCUCUAUGCUGACCCAUGGAACAUCUGACAUGGUCCUGAAUCAAUUGGGAGGAGCUAAUAUUAUAUUAGGGCUGAUUUGGUCUGCCAUCUUGAUUUCUAAUGGUGCCCAGUGUCAAAACAUAGAGGAAGACCACCACCUCCACCUCAAGAACCCUUGUUCUGCGCUUGGUGACUGUAUCUUGAGAGACAUCCAAAUUGGUUUGAACCAUCCUGUCAAACUGGGCAACAGUAUCUUCAGAACAGGUUUGAACCAUCAUGCCAGAUUUGAUGAAGGCCAAUCAAAUUAGGUGGCAAUAUAUUCAGAGAUGUUCAAAUCAGUGCACUUUGGACCCACUGUGUAAAAAGGAAAAGGAAAAGGCGAGGUCACAUCAAAGUCAUGUUUCAUUCUGCCAUCUUGAUUGAAAGUGGUGACCAUCCAUCCAAACUUCAACAAAGACUGCCACCGCCACCCCUGGAACCCUAAUGCUGAGUUUGGUGAAGAUAUCUUGAGAGGUGGCUGAACCUACACACAAAAAUAAUAAUAAUAAAAUGUGUGAACUCACACCAAAGUGAUGUUUUGGCCCACCACCUUUAUUUAAAGCAGCUGGCAUACAAAGUGUGUUCUCCCUCAUAGAGAGCACGUGUUGCAGUGGGAUCUGCCAGGCCACCCCUCUGUUGCCAGGCAGGGCUAGUAAAGUUGGCCUGUGGCAAUGAUUGGAUGGUGGGGUUGCUGGGGCAAUUUCUAUGUUGCCAAUUUGGUGAGAGGGAUCAAAGGUUUUAUAUUCUGUGCAGGCAGCUUGGAGCUUUCUCUUUCGCUGCGUGCACUGGAUCACCUACCCGCCCGCCCUAAUUUCAGGGUGUGUUUUUUGUGUUGACCUUCCUAUGCCUGUCAUGGGGUCGUCUGCCAUUGGGGCAGGGGCCUGGUAGGAAUUUUGUCCAUCUGGCUGAUUGGCUGAGCCAUUUGGUUUUUGCCUACUGCGUAGCAAAUCGUCACAACUUGUAAGGUUGCGGUUAGGCAUUGGUUAUCAAACUGGUUGGAGGAGGGGUAAGGAUUGGCUGGGCCUGCCCAUCCAAUUCUGCUGCUGAAAGGGAAUUCCGUUAAAGGAAUACAUGGGCUUGCCAUGUUUUGUCUGAAUCCCUGGAAUGGGGCUAGGGCUGGCAAGCCCCGGGGAUCAUGCAGGGAGAGGUGAGGGCCUGUGGCUCAGCUCCAUUUCUUCCCAAUAUUGUUUUCCCUUACUGGCUUUUGCUGGAAUCCGGAAGUCAGUUCUGUCCCCAGGCGGGGGAACAGCUAGUCUUAACCAAUCCCUAAGCAACCACUCACAUUUAUGUAUUUUAAUAAAGUUGUGGCCAAAAUUAUGCCAAAAACCUUAAACAAAAAUUCUGUGUGUGUUGUGAGUCAUUUGAGGGGUGGUUUGGGGACCUCGACACACAAACAUUGACAAAGACCACUUCCCUCUCCUCAGAAACCCUUGUGCCAUGCUAGGUGACAAUAUCUCAAGAGGUGCCUGAACCCAUAGAGAGCAGACAGACAGACAAACCACUUUCCAAAAUAUAUAGCAGAUGAUUAUUUUAAUGAGGGUUCCCCCCUGAAUUUUAUGUAUUAUUGUUAACCCCCUUAAGCUGAUAGGAUGAUAGGAUAGGAUAGGAUGGGUGGAGUAUAAAUGUGUGAAAAAAAUGCAUAAAUAAAAACACAAAAUAGACACAAAAACUAACAGUGUAUUCCUCACACCACAGGUCAACAACUAAGCAUACUCACUUAGACUGCCUUGCCUGAGCACAUGAUGUGUGUGUGUGGAGAGAGAGCGAGAAGAAGAAGAAGAAGAAGAGGAAGAAGCCUACUGCAUUGUGACAAGAGAGUAGAAUUACACACACAAAAAUUAUAUAUAUAUAUAUAUAUAUAUAUAUAUAUAUAUAAUAUUAUAAUAUAUUAUAUUAUAUUAUAAAUUUUAUAUAUAUAUAUAUAUAUAUAUAUAUAUAUAUAUAAUAUUUUAUGAAAUUUUCUAAUUUACAUUUCAAAAUAUUCAUUUAAACACCCAUGGUUCAUUUUACAUACGAUACUUCCCUGCAUAUUUUACAUUCAUUAAACCAUUGUUACAUCCAUCAAAACUUAUUUACACUGUUGAAUUUAUCUUAAUGCUACCAGCGUUUUUAAAUGAACACAAUUUUUACCCAUAUAUUCAGUAAACGUUUUCCAGUCUUCUUUAAACGUAUAUUCUUCUUGUUCUAUUAUUCUACAUGUUAAAUCUGCAAGUUGCGCGUAUUCCAUCAGUUUAAGUUGCCAUUCUUCUUUGGUUGGGACCUCGCUCGUUUUCCAUUUGGGGGGUAACAAAACGUGGGCCGCAGGAGUAGAAUACAUAAAUAACCUUUUCUGACACCUGGGAAUUUCCCUCCAAAUUAUCCCCAACAAAAAGGACUCUGGUGGGUUUGGGGUUUUUUUUGAAAGGUACGUUUAAACAUUUUUUUUUCUAAUUCAUUAUAUAUCAUUUCCCAAUACUCUUUCACUCUUUUACAAGUCCGCCACAAAAUUUGCUUUAGAACUUCUGUGUAGAUCUAGAAGAAGAAUGCGCAGUUAUUUUGAAACACCCAGGAGUAGGCUUCAGCUGCCUUUUACUUCAUGAAAAAAAAUUCCUUAAAACAUCCCUUUGGCCAUUCUUAACAAAAAAAUAUUUCAAGCCAAAAAUGCACAAUGUCCAACACAGAGCAACUCUCCCCCUUUUUCAUUUCUUGUCCAGCACUGCCUCAUCACACCCCAAGCUGAUGUCAUGAAGUCCACUUGCCUGAUGGUUAGGUCGUAUUAGACUCCUGGAGGUCACAUGAGCAAUUGACUAUAUCUAGUGGUUUGAACAGUUUGAACAGUUCCUGGGUUUGGGCACACUUCUUUCUCCCUCCUUCCAAGCCACUCUACCCCCCGAUGACAUGGUCCCACCUACCCUGUUUGCCUGGAUAUUUUCUCGUUUGCUUGGUGGACUUGGAAGCUGGCCACAGUGUUAUUCGGUGCCAAGAGCUCGGCAGCUGUUGAGAGAUCAGUUGUGACAGAAGCCUGGGUGUCCAUCCUAGACUUCAUUUGUCAUCCCCAGAGCCGGAUUUACGUACAGUGGUACCUCGGGUUACAUACGCUUCAGGUUACAUACGCUUCAGGCUACAGAUUCCGCUAACCCAGAAAUAUCACCUCAGGUUAAGAACUUUGCUUCAGGAUUAGAACAGAAAUUGUGCUCCAGGGGCGCAGCUGCAGCAGGAGGCCCCAUUAGCUAAAUGGUGCUUCAGGUUAAGAACAGUUUCAGGUUAAGAACAGACCUCCAGAACGAAUUAAAUACUUAACCCGUGGUGCCACUGUAUAAGCUAAACAAGCUAUAGCUUAGGGCCCCACUCUCUUGGGGGCACCCCCAAAAAAUAAAGGAAAAAAAUCUGGAUGUACAUUUCCAAAAUACAGUGGUACCUCGGGUUACAGACUCUCAAGUUACAGAUGCUUCAGGUUACAGACUCUGCUAACCCAGAAAUAGGACCUCAGUUUAAGAACUUUGCUUCAGGAUGAGAACAGAAAUUGCGCCAUGGCGGCACAGCGGCAGCAGGAGGCCCCAUUAGCUAAAGUGGUAUCUCAGGUUAAGAACAGUUUCAGGUUAAGAACGGACCUCCGGAAUGAAUUAAGUUCUUAACCCAAGCUACCACUAUAUAAGAUAAAAAACAAAUAAAAUAAAACCUACAUACAGCAACAGUAUUUUGUGUUGUGUAGGCUCCUAUGAUGUAAGUAAUGGGCCCUGCCUGCUAGCCUGCUCACUAAAAUAUCACUGGUUUGCCCAUUUCUAUAUAUAGGGUGCCUACAUUCUGCAUGGACUGGUUGCAUGGCAACAUGUGCAAAUAGCUUUAGAUACCUAUUAGGUCCAUAAAUUACCAUGUAGCAGAUAUUCAAUACAAAAAACUGCAACAAUUUGUUGUUGACAAAGGACAGCUGGACAUAUAAAGGACCCCAUUACCUUCAGUAGCUUAGGGCCUCAUCAAACCUAAAUCUGGUCCUGGUCAUCCCCCACCCUAGCAGGGCUUACAGGGGUCCAGAUUUGGGGCCCAGUGUCCUUACAUCACAGAGCCAUUGGCUGCUUUGCUUCAUCCUCCUUCUUGGUCAGCUGUCCAGACAGCUGCACCACAAAAACAUUUAUGGGCUCUUCCCUUUUUCAAAGAAACCUGCUUGCUACCAACAGAUGGAACUGUAUGCUACGUUUUCUGCUAACAUUUCAUGUUGCCGUUCUAAAAAUGCAGCUACUUAAAAUCAGAAGUUUAAAAAAACCCACAACUGUGUUAAUAUUAAUUGUAGCAGAUGGGAUUGAGAAGGGCAGAAGGGAGGAGAAAGAGGCUGAUUUCAAUCGCUUUUAAUGUGUUUUAGUUAAAAAUAGGCCUGUGCCAGCUGCAAAGUAUUCCAUGCCAAUUCCCCCCACCUUUAUGUGAGAAAUUUCUGUCAACAAGUUCCCAUGGGGUGGGGGGCUACCAGGAAUAGUAGGCAGCUUUUGUACUUUCAGCGAAAGUGAAAGAAAAAAUGCUGGUUUUAACAGACUGCUAGAGAAGUGCUAGUGUGCCCCCAAAUCAUAUAUUUUUUUAAAAAAAUGAAAUUAUAAUGAAGGCUAUGGUGGGACCAAAAUAUUGCUAGAGAUUGUCUAAUACAGUGUGGUACCUCGGGUUAAGAACUUAAUUCGUUCUGGAGGUCCGUUCUUAACCUGAAACUGUUCUUAACCUGAGGUACCACUUUAGCUAAUGGGGCCUCCCGCUGCCACCGCCGAGUGAUUUCUGUUCUCAUCCUGAAGCAAAGUUCUUAACCCAAGGUACUAUUUCUGGGUUAGUGGAGUCUGUAACCUGAAGCGUCUGUAACCUGAAGCGUCUGUAACCCAAGGUACCACUGUAAUGCAUCUCUUUGUGAAUUGCAGCUCUGGUUGUACCUCCUUCAGCCUCCUGUAGAGGAGAAUACAGUUUAUCCCAAUUCUUCAUCUAAUGUAUCUGGAUCACUCAAAGAACUCCCAAUACAGAUAUGAAGCAAAGGUAUUUGCUUUUGGAGAAUGUUGUCUAUUGUGCCUCUUUGGGAGUUGCUGAUCUGAGUUUACCUCCUUCUUAUCAGAACAGUGACUCAUGAAGAAACUUCUCUGAGGGUGGCUAGUUUUCACUCUUACAAACUCUGACAGUAAACCUUUGGUGGUGGUGGGUGGGUGCUUGUGUAUGGAUGUGGGGAGGAAGAUAAACUGAAAGAAGAUUUUCAAUAUGCCAAAUGGCAUUUUGCGGUGCAAUUCUGCCAGAUACAACCCCCUAAUAUUCAGAACAGAAUUUAGAUGGCAUGGAAUUCAGCCGCGUUCCCAAUUUUAAAUCCUGCUUAUUGUUUUUGUGCAAUAGCUCCUUAUUUGCAUGUCAACGGAGGUUUAUGUGAAAUAAUUCACAGAUGUACGUUAUAUAUUUUACAGUAGCUGCUAGUUAAUUAGACUUAUUAACUAGAGGGACUAGUUAAUUAGAAUUAUUAAGAGGAACCGUGACAUGCUAAGGGACUAAUUUGCAGACAUUGCUUGUUUUGCUUAACAGAGCUGAGGGAUGAUCUAUAUUUCCCUUCUGGAAGAGGCAUGAUCAGAGGAAAGAACUAUAUAGGCUAAAAUUAUGCAGAAGAAGUGUUUAAGGGUGCUUCCAGAAAGAAAUUUAAUAUUGUAAACAGGUUAGUGACAGUUCACAAAUGGGUUAUUGGUAAUGUCCCCCCCCUUCCAUCUUAUUUCAUUUUCCCCAGCUUAAAUGUGGAGAAAAUAUGAGCUAACAUUUUGAUGGCAAAAAUGUUGUGUGGAUGUUUCAAUGAACCUGCAUGCAUGAGGAGCAGCCAUCCCAUCCAUAAUAAGGACUUGUUUGGAAGCACCCCAAGAAUGGAAGGAAGGACUUACCAUUUAUUAUAUGCUUCCCACUUCUUGAGCAGAGCUCAUUUCAAUUCUAGGCCAGGGGGUGACAUCAUGGGGUAAUUUAAAUCAAGAACUGUGUGUGUUCAGGAUGGGUGAAUCUGUCAGUUUUGGCUUUUCUCAUUUUUUUUCUAGUUUUAAGUUCAGUACUUCAUCUUUCUACAUCAGUUUGCCUUUUUUAAAGUCCUUAUGAAAAUUUGUCAACAGCUAAAGAAGUUUCCAGUUCUACUAGUUUUUAUGGUCACUUAAGGUAGGCUUCUCACAAUAUGUAGUCUUGUUCACAGGCAUGUUUAUGAACUAACCAAAUUAUAGGCAAAUUAUAGGCAAAUAUAUAGGCAGAAAAAUUUAGAGGACAAAUGGAUGUUUUUAACAGACCAAACAAUUUCUUAUCUUUCUCACCACUGAGUGUCCAAAUUUGGUGCUCAUACCUGGUCAAACAAGCCACGUGGUACCAGUUCUGCAGAUGAACAUCUGCAAAAAUUACCAUGUGUUAAUUGGGGCCAAUUAAAGCUAAUAGUUAAAACUCUUUGAAUUUGCAUGGAUAAUUUUUCCUGUUGGAUACUACAAAUUUUAAUGGAAAGCUGAGACAGACUAUAUUUCAGCCAGUGUAUUAACCCAAAAGGUUGACUCCUUGCAGCAAAUAGUGGACCAAGAUAAUAAAGAAAUAUAUAUUACAUAGUUCUGCAAAAUAGGGUCAGCCAAACUUUUAAAAGGCACAUGAAAAUACAGAAGCGAUUAAAGGAGAUUAUGAAAUAGUUGAUUAGCUUGUGCUGGUAGUUCAUAUAUUUCUGAGUAAACAUGCAUAGUCCAUCCCACUCUAUUCUCUCACAGUAUACUGAAAUCUCACAGAGAGGGAAAUUGUUUUUUUUCUGGCAAUGAUGAAUUAAAAUUUUAACUUGGGCAUGGAGACAUUCUUUUUUCUGAAUAUGUGUCCUUAUGAGUUGUUUCAUUAUAUUAGCAUGGAGCCAUCUGGUUUGGAGACUUCUUGUGGCAUCUAGACUGCCUACCUACAACAAAGUAGUAGUAGUAGUAGUAGUAGUAGUAACAAUAAUUUAUUUAUACCCCGCUCAUCUGGCUGGGUUUCCCCAGCCACUCUGGGUGGCUGCCAACAGAAUAUUAAAAAAAGGAUAAAACAUCAAACAUUAAAACUUCCCUAAACAGGGUUGCCGUCAGAUGUCUUCUAAAAGUCAGAAAGUUGUUUAUUUUCUUGACAUCUGAUGGGAGGGCAUUCCACAUGGAGAGUGCCACUAUCGAGAAGGCCCUCUGCCUAGAAGGAAACAGACAAAACGCAUCAGGAAGCAGACAAAACCACAUCCUUUUAAACGUGUUUGAAAAUCCUUGCAAGAGAGACGAGAACGAUUAGGUAGGUGACAAUAAGUUUUCCCAUUAACAAGAGACUUCAUGCCUAAAUUUGACUCACCUGUACUUAAUUCAUUCUCAACGGCCAAAGUAACCCCCAAACCCCCAAUCCUGUUAAUUUUUCAAGUUUUGAAAUUCAAAAUGACUUCAUCUGUAUCACUCAUUUCAAUUUUUGCUCUGAUGGGGAGGCCUGAUCAAUAGGAUUCAUCAGUGAGCCACCUGCCCAAUAGGGAUGCUUGAGUCCUGGUAUGAAGUGAGCUGAUUGGCAUGUUUUGGAAUAAGGUUCAGACUGGAGCUGAACUUGUUCACCAGAUUUCACAUUUUGCCAAAGUGUUUAAAAUAUGUAUUUUGAGAGAAUGUGUAUUUGAAACUAUGUUUUUUGAAGAAUAUGUUUUAAAAAGAAGAAUUUUAAAAAUACAUUUGAUGUACAUUUGUAUGUCUGUUUAAAGCAAAAUCCAGGCAGAUUUAUGAGGAAAUGGGAUUGGUAAACAUGCAGAAAUGCCAUGGACUGAAAAUGGACUGAUUAAUCCAUCCCUAUUUCCUAGGUUGAAGAUGUCAGUCAUCUCUGAUGCAUCCCAUGGAGAAAUACUCCCCCCCCCCAUGUACUUUAUUUACAACCAUCCCUUUAUGACAUCUUUUCACUGAACAUCAAAGAACCCAUUUUCACUCUUUUAAACAGAAAUAACAGAUUUGGCUGUUCAAACACUAUGCUAUUAAUUACUCUAUGACAAAUCUCCAUUUUGCUUUGAUGAAACAGUUCGUAUAUAUAUCCGUCCCCUACCAUCUUUCACAAUACACUUUAUUCUUCAUUUGGGACACUGAAAAACUCUGCAGUUUCAAGCAUUUGUGGCUUCGAGCAAAUUUAUGUCACUUGAAGGUUAAUUACAAAUGUCUUCAACUUUAAAUGGAGAGAUAAUGUAUUGCACAUAAAAUAAUGGAUCAAGAAAAUAGGCAUGUUCGCUGAUUGAAACACAGCUCAAACUACAGCAAAAAACAAAAUGACAAUUUGAAAUUUGCAGGAGUUUACACUGUUCAGAACUGCUAAAUGGGACUAGAAAUGUCAGAGUUAAAACAGCUACCUUGUUUUUCGCCCUAUAGGACGCACUUUUUCCCCUCCAAAAAUGAAGGGGAAAUGUGUGUGCGUCCUAUGGGGCGAAUGCAGGCUUUCGCUGAAGCCUGGAGAGCGAGAGGGGUCGGUGCGCACUGACCCCUCUCCCUCUCCAGGCUUCAGGAAGCUAUCCGCAAGCCUUCGGAGCCCUCGGGAGUUCCCCCCGGGCUCCCCGGCUUGCGCAGAGCAGCCUGCACCCCGAAGCCCAGGCGCGCUGAGCAGUUGCGCCGGGGCUUCGGGUAGCUGUGCGCAAGCCGCAGGAGGGCUCCCCCGGCUUGCGCAGAUCUGCCUCUUAUCCCGAAGCCCUGACGCACUGAGCAGUCACGCCGGGGCUUCGGGUAGCUCUGCGCAAGCCACGGGAGCCCGGCGCUAGGCUCCUGCGGCUUGCGAAGAGUUGCCUGCACGCUGAAGCCUGCGCGCGCUGAGCUCAGCGCGCCCAGGCUCGGCGCAGCUCUCCGCAAGGUGCCGGAGCCCAGCACUGGGCUCCCACGGCUUGCGGAGAGUUGCCUGUUCUGGUGGCUGUGGUCGGGGGAAGCUCAGGCUUCCCCUGCCCCAGCCCCACGCCUGGGGGGGAAAUAAUUUUUUUCCCCUUUAUUUCCCCCCCAAAAAACUAGGUGCGCCUUAUGGGACGGUGCGUCCUAUAGGGCGAAAAAUACGGUACUUACUUUUGUGAUUUAGAUGGUGAUGUGCUAGUCACAGUGCAAGGGACUGGGGGAGUUUUACUGAAAGCAACGUGACAGACUCAUUCUGCAUCUAACAUUCUCCGAAACCUGGCAGAAGGAAAAAGAUGGUGCCUUGUCUUUUAUCUGCAUUCUCUGUCUAUGCCAGAAGAUUCAGAGUUGGCAGGGUUGAAGUUUCAUAGCUAAUAUGAAGUCAGAGACACCCACCCACUCAAGUUCCCCAUAAUAUACAGCGAUCUCAGGAACGAUCUUUCAUUUUGCGUUGGACAUCCAAGGGAGAGGAAGAUGCUUUCUUGCUGGGCACCAAAUCAGGUGACUGCCACUAAAAAACAGAUCUAUGAAAUGCAGGUACUGGGGCUAUUUUCACUUCAGCUGCAACUGUUUUGUUUUGUGAUUGUUUUAUUUUGUGAGUGUAGUGUUUAAUUAUACUAUUGGUUAUUAUUUUAAUGUAGUCACAAACUGUUUCAAUCACUGAUCAACUAGGAAAAAAGCAUAAAACCAGAUGCUUUACAAAAUGAUAGUUGGAAGAAUAUUACUAUAUAAAAAGAAUUACCGUAUUUUUCAUCCCAUAGGACACUCUGUCCCAUAGGAUGCACCUAGUUUCUUGGGGGGGAAAUAAAGGAAAAAAUUUCUCCCCCAAAACCAGGUCGGGGAACAGCGGGAUGGGGGCGCUGCGCCUCCCCACUGCCCCCCGAGCUUGUGGGGCUGGCCGAUGUCUGCCUGGCGCGAGGGGCGCUCUGUUUCAGGGCGCCCUGAGCGCCGGGCGGCAGGAUGCUCCCCACGCUGCGGGUGUCUGCCCGGCGCGAGGGGCGCUCUGCUUCAGGGCGCGCCUCGCGCGGGCGGCAGGCUGCUAUCCGCAGCGUGGGGAGCCCUGUGGGAACUCCCGCAGGGCUGCCUAGGCUGCGGAUGUGUUCCCGAACUGCCGGGCGCUCUGCUUUCAGCGCGCCCGGCGCUCCAGGAAGUAAGCUGCUAUCCGCAGCCUAGACAGCCCUGCGGGAACUCCUGCAAGGCUGCCUAGGCUGCGGAUGUCUUCCUGAAGCCUGGAGAGCGAGAGGGGUCGGUGCACACCGACCCCUCUCGCUCUCCAAGCUUCAGCAAAAGCCUGCAUUCGCCCCAUAGGAUGCACCCAGAUUCCCCCUUCAUUUUUGGAGGGGAAAAAGUGUGUCCUAUGGGGCGAAAAAUACGGUAUUUUUAUCUAGCAAUCCCUAGGUAUAGACACAGAUGACAUCAAAUUAUUUCCCAAACCUUUAGCCAAAUGGUCAACCAGGGCCUCCAAAGAAAUACCUUGCUUGGUCUACUCCAGGCAUAGGCAAACUCGGCCCUCCAGAUGUUUUGGGACUACAACUCCCAUCAUCCCUGGCCACUGGUCCUGUUUGCUAGGGAUGAUGGGAGUUGUAGCCCCAAAACAUCUGGCGGGCCGAGUUUGCCUAUGUCUGGCCUACUCAGAUAACAUAUUUUGUCAUAGUUUAACAUGCAUGUAAACAUGCGAGAUAAAAUCUUUAAUCUGCAGCCCUCAUCCCCAAAUAAAGGGGAAUUAUUAUUUCACAUCCCUUAUGAUGUGCUCACUAAGCUCCCAGAUGCAUUUUGAGUGGCAUUCAACUAGGUUUUACUCAAAGUAGGUAAAGGUAAAGGGACCCCUGACCAUUAGAUCCAGUCGUGGCUGACUCUGGGGUUGCGGCGCUCAUCUCACUUUAUUGGCCGAGGGAGCUGGUGUACAGCUUCCGGGUCAUGUGGCCAGCAUGACUAAGCCACUUCUGGUGAACUAGAGCAGUGCAUGGAAAUGCCGUUUACCUUCCCGCCGGACCGGUACCUAUUUAUCUACUUGCACUUUGAUGUGCUUUCGAACUGCUAGGUUGGCAGGAGCAGGAACCGAGCAAUGGGAGCUCACCCCGUCGCAGGGAUUUGAACCUCUGACCUUCUGAUCGGCAAGUCCAUGCUCUGUGGUUUAACCUACAGCACCACCCACGUCCCGUUACUCAAAGUACACCCACUCAAAUUAAUGGCCAAGUUCCUUAAUUUCAACAGGUCUUCUCUGAAUAAAACUUAGUUCAGUACCCCCCUGGGAUCUUACAUAUUCAUUAUUGUAUGACUGCGUAUCCUACAACAUACCACUAACUGUCCCUAUAAGCACAAGUACCUUAAACACAAGUAAGUACUUAAAGUAAGUGCUGUCAAAAUGCCUAGACCAAGGAUAGGGAACUUCUGUUCUGCCAGAUGUUGUUAAACUCCAGCUCCCAUCAGCCCUAGCCAACAUGGCCAAUAGUCAGGAAUGUUAGAAACUGUAGUCCAGUAGCAACCAGAAGACCACAGGCUUCCCAUCCUUGGUCUAAAAGAACCACCUGUCAACUCAGAAAUGCUGUUAUGGAAGUGCAGUAGGCAGGGGCUGUUGCACAUGCAUGUAUAUUAUUUGAUUGCUUUACAGUUUUAUCUGCAUACCCUCCAACAUUUAUCCGAUGAAAAUAGGGGUGUUCUAUUCCAUAAUAAUAAUUUUACUACUUAUAUACCACCCAUCUGACUGGGUUGCCCCCAGCCACUCUGGGCAGCUUCGCAACAACAACAACAACAACAACAACAACAAACUUCCCUAUACAAGGCUGCCUUCAGGUGGCUCUGGGCUUGGAUAACUCCAUACCCUCUAACAUUUAAACGAUGAAAAUAGCAACAUCCUACCAUACCCUCCAAUGUCCUAAGGAAAAGCGGGACUAUCCAGAAUCAGAUCAGAAACUGGGAUGGCUUCUGUAAACCCAGGACUGUCCUUGGAAAAUAUGGACUCUUGGAGGGUCUGCACUUGAUCCAUUUUCAUAAAUUAAUGUUGGGUGGGGGGGCAGAGGUGGAUUUAGGGCAGGACAACUGGCUCUGCUGCACUAGGUGCCAAGCCUAUGGGUCACCACAGGGUGUCAAGGGAGUGAAUUAAGCAGAACAGGAGGUGGGAGGUGGGGUGCCAGAUUUUGGCCUUGCACAGGGCACUGCAGAAAUCUGAAACACCAAAUUCUGCCCCUGGGCGUGGAGUGAGACUAGAGUGCCCUAAACUACGUGCAUUCAACUGACAACAUGAAAAGACCUUGGGUACAAACGGGAACUCUCAGAAUGAGGGCGCUUCACCCAAACAGGUCUAUAUUUGUACAGUUUGUAGGCACACAGAAUGUUUUCAUGCAUGUAAGCUUAGGGGGCAUGGCGUGCCACUGUGAUCCUGCCACGUCCCUUUUGCAGAGUCAUUCACCCAAGCUUGUCUGAAAGGGGCUUUGAUGACUGGCAUCUGUAUGGAAAAACAUUGUGUUCGAGAUGACAUGAAAGUUCUAUCUGUGGUGUUUGAUCACACUUGAGUCACCGCAUCAUUUCUGUGCAAACCAGCCCACAGAGUGCCUAAUGAAAUCCAUCUAGCACUAGCAACAUUUUUAUUACGUUGUGGAAUGCUCAAAGCACUUCUCACAUAUUAUGUGGAGAAUAUAUUGUCCUUGGUAAUCCUUACAAUAACACUAUAAGGAAGGACAGCAUCGUUAUCCCCACAUACCAGCCUUUCAAGGUCAUCCUUAACAGAAAAUGCCCCAAUCCCUUUUUUUUUCAAGUAAACAAAAUCUCUAUUUCAGUGAGGUGUCCCUACUUUCUCAAUAGCCAUGACACAAAUUCAUUACAAUAGCUGGUAUAGCAUAGGAGAAAACCAGAAUGAUCUGUGAGUCCUCAGCUCACCUCUCACCUCAGGUUUGCCCUCACUCAGUGGCCGUAAGCAAAACCCUUUUCUCUCACCAUCACUCCCCAUCACCUCACCUGCAGUAUGAGGAAAUAAUUCUGGAAUACCUCACAGGGCUGUCAUAAUUAAUGACACUGCAUGUGAUUGUGAGGUGUGGUGACAUGUGUGUAAUGCUAUUACCAUUACUAGUUAAAUUGCGUCAAGUUUGAUAGACUAGGAGAAAGAGAAGUCCAGUCUUUUCCCCAGCCCCAUUUCCUUAUUCUUCCCUCUAGCAAUGUGGCAACUGCAUCAAGUAGAACAAGGGGUGGGGUCAACCCACAUUUCCCAAACAUGUUCCUGCUGCUGUUUCCCAAAGCUGAGAACUGCCUUCAGGUCAUUGGGAAGAGGUAAGGAACACUUCCCCAUGUGAAGAAAAUGCCAAAGAACCUUGAUCUUUAAGAAGAAGACUCCAGUUCAUUUGACCAGGGGAAUAUUCAUUCACUGACAUUCUGUCACUCCCAGUCAUGGCUUCAAACUGCCAUUGAAUCCAUUCUCCUGAAUUAACAGAAAUCACAAAUCCAUUUUUUUUUCCUAUGAAAAGCUGUCUGCUUAUGGAUAAUCCUUAGUUGCCCUAUGCAUUCUUCAUAUGUGAGUAUUAAUACUGAAACCUAGGUGCUGUUAGAGUGUCCUUUUUUAUAGAAAAAAGAUGAUUUGAUAGCAAUACAAAGCAAUGCAAAAUUCAGUGACAUGCAAACAUUUAAAUGGUAACUCUAUUAGGGGAUAGUUAUACAGUAUGCUGGUCUGCUCACUUACCAACUAUAUGGGUGAAUUAAAAAUGGUCUUUUUCACUUUGGUAUUCUGUAACUAACCCAUUUACCUCAGUUUUACUCCCUCUUUUCCCCUAAUCAAAACAAAUAUUUAUGUAGGUUUGGAUUUUGACUGUUGGGCUUUCUAAGCUAAAGGAAAACUCUCUCCCAUAUUACAGGCAGUUCUUUCAUGUUAAGAAGGACACAUUAAAGGCAAGGAGGAGGAUGAGCUGA
Podarcis lilfordi (Lilford's wall lizard) is the source of this 36466-nucleotide messenger RNA. NCBI's taxonomy places the organism in Eukaryota, Metazoa, Chordata, Lepidosauria, Squamata, Lacertidae. The record is from the annotation of a GenBank genome assembly.